AUGGCCCCUUGCUCAUUGACCCACUCCACUAAUUCUCAUCUUUCAGCAGCCACCAUUUCCCUAGCACUCACAACACAACCAUUCAAACCCUGCUUGAUUUUCCUUGUUCCCAAGACCCUCAGCUCUUUGACCCGUUCUCCGCUCGUCCUUUCCCCCUCCAGCCCGUUCCCUUUCCCUCCCCUUCCCGUUCCCCCCUGCUCCCCGUCCCACCCGUUCCCCUUGUUUCUCAUUCUCCCCCACCUUUGCGCCUCUUCUCCCCCCGCUCCGCAGCUGAGUUUCUGCGGUCGGUGGGCAGUCCAUUCCAGUGCUGUACGGGCACGUGGUGCAGCUGUUCCACCUGAGUUCCUGCGGUCGGUGGGCAGUCCAGUGCUGUACGGGCACGUGGUGCAGCUGUUCCACGUGAGCAGCGGCAAGUUCGUGAGUGUCAAGCGCACGCAGUCCGAGCUGGAGAAGUCGCACCUCAAGGUCGUCCUGCAGAGGCGCGGCGACAUGGGCUCCUGGUUCACUGUCACUCCCGCCUACAAAAUCAAGCGUGAGGGCGAGCACGUGGCGUUUGGAGACGCAGCAACCUUCAUGAGUGUCAAGUUCUCUGGAGCCGGGUUGCGGCUCUCUGAUGCGUCCUUUGAUGUCACAGUAUCGGGUUGCCAUCCUUAUGUCAUCGACUCUAGGGAGGUGAACGCAGGGCCAGAGGUGGGGCGGUGGAAGCUCAUACCCUACGCGCUACACGAGAGCAAGCUGCUAAACGCGCGGCACCUGCUGAGAGGCGGCGAUGCAGUGGUGGUGACGCACAGGGCGAGUGAGAUGCACUUAGUGUGCGACGAGGGCCAGGUGUUCUUUGAAGCACGGGGUCAGAACGAGCCCGGCGGGGGAAGAGUCAGCUCCAAUGCUCUCUGGCGCCUGCAGCCUCUCACCGUUGAGUGGGGCGGGCGAUUUGCAUCUGGAGACCAGCAAUUCCACCUGAAGCACCUGGCGACAGGGCUGUACUUGGAGUCUAGGCGACUGUUGCACUCCAACACCUGCCUUGACAUGCGCGGAGAGGACUUCAGGGGCAUGGUGGGAGUGACAGAACUAUACAAGAAGCCAGGGACCGUCUGGCGGAUAGGGGCAGUGGGGCAGGGCACAGAGAGGCACGUGAUACCCUACCACACACUCAUUCAGUGCCACGGUGUGCACGGGUACAUGUCAGGCGGCAGUGGGGACUAUUACAAGGCCCGCUGGGCCUCUCCCGGUGCAGCAGGCUCGCUUUCCUUCGCCUCGUCGUUCUCAGCCGCUGCUGCUGCUGCGGCGGUUAAUGCAGUUGGGGCUGCGUCGGCUGCUGCGGCUGCUGUGUCUUCGGGGUUUGCGUCGGGAGUGUGCGUGGAUGGGGAUGGGGACAGGGACGGGGGCGAGGAGGACGAGGAGGAGGCGCUCAUGGGGAGGCGCCCUGCUGGGCUCACGUCAGUGUGGGACCAGAAGUCUGUCCCCUUCUCCCCCUCUCUCUCCCCUUCUCACUGGCUCUCCCUUUCCCUCGCUUCCUCCUCUGCACAGGAGAGUGACUCCACGCGCUGUCUCAAGAACUUUGUGCUGGCUCUGGACGAGAUAGACCCUAUAGACGACUGCACGGAUGACGAGGUGCUCAAGGCCAGCAUCCGCACUAGUGGCCUCAUUCAAGUGCUCUUCAAGUAUGGCCCAGUGGUAGCAGAGGAGCUACAGCGGCUGAUUCGCUGCCUGGUUAUCUCAGACAUGCCAGACGUGCUCAACCUCAGGGGCCCACCUAAUCGCACAUACCAGGUCUUUGUGAGCGAGCAGAAGGUGCUAGCGGUGGUCGUCUCCGUCCUCCAAAUCCUCCUCAUCAGCAAGGGCUUGCCGCAGCGCUGCCUGAGCGACUGCGACACAUUCUUUGAGGGAUUCGACCUGCGGCGCCUCUGCAAGCUCAUGAACCGCUUCCUGCAAGCCGCGUGCCAGCAGUUCAGGCCUGGGCAGGACCAGCUGGCUCCAUACGUGCCGCUGCUGGAUCAGCUGGUGGGGAAUGAGAUUUACACGUCGGGCACGAUUAUGGCGAUUUUCGCGGAUAAUGAGAGGAUUAUUUCGAGGGUCACUGUGGACAAUGUGAGUGGUUACGAGCGGAAGAGUGGGAAAGUGGGAAUGGGGCUAUGGUGUGUGGGUUUGGUUGGGAAGAUCCGGCAGCGGGUGACCAACUGUCGCAUGUUCCAGCGGCCGCGGGACAUCCGCUUUCUGAACAUCAUCUGCAGCAGCGAGGGCGCGCCUGUGCGCUCCAACCAGAACGUCGUGGUGGACAUUCUCCGAGAGAACGCCGACAUCCUCGUGCAGGCCCGCCCCGCGCCCUCCCGCCUUGUUCGAGGCGGGCAGACGCUCAUUCUGAGGCGCUGGGAUGGGCUGGAGGUGGAUUGUGAGGCGUAUGCGGAUUUGCAGCAGCUUGGCCCGCACUCUGACUCCAUUCGACGCACUCCCCAGGUGACCAGCAUAAGCAAGCUCUCCAAGAAAUCCCCUUCCGUCCUGUUUCUCCAUUUCCCCUCUCACCAAUCCCCCCCCCCUCUCCUCCCCCACCCCUCAGAGGUGCUGUUUCUCUUCUACGUGGUCUCGCUGGAGCUGUACUGCACGCUGUGUCUGCAGCGCAACCGCAAGGCCAUAGACUGGCUGAUAGAGGACAGCCACCUGUACGGGCUGGACUAUGGCACGCUGCGCAUGGUCGUCUUCAACCCCGCCCUGCCCUUCUUCCUGCCUCAAAAAUGGAUUCCUCCCAUCCCAGGUGCUGUUUCUCUUCUACGUGGUCUCGCUGGAGCUGUACUGCACGCUGUGUCUGCAGCGCAACCGCAAGGCCAUAGACUGGCUGAUAGAGGACAGCCACCUGUACGGGCUGGACUAUGGCACGCUGCGCAUGGUCGUCUUCAACCCCGCCCUGCCCUUCUUCCUGCCUCAAAAAUGGAUUCCUCCCAUCCCGUUUCUCCUCUUUUCCUCUCACCACCCCCUCCCGCACCCCACCUCCCCCACCGUCCAGAGGUGCUGUUUCUCUUCUACGUGGUCUCGCUGGAGCUGUACUGCACGCUGUGUCUGCAGCGCAACCGCAAGGCCAUAGACUGGCUGAUAGAGGACAGCCACCUGUACGGGCUGGACUAUGGCACGCUGCGCAUGGUCCGCAACCGCAAGGCCAUAGACUGGCUGAUAGAGGACAGCCACCUGUACGGGCUGGACUAUGGCACGCUGCGCAUGGUCGUCUUCAACCCCGCCCUGCCCUUCUUCCUGCGCACCAACUGCUGCCGCCUGCUCACACGCAUGUACCUGGAUAGGGAGCCCUUCGAGCUCGUGUCACAGGGCAGCGUCAUGCUCACCUGGCCCACUAUCGAUGACUCAGAUGCAGAAACCUUGAGCGAGCCCGACCAUGUGAACAUGGCCAUGGCGGACCCUUUUUCCGCCUUCCCCGGGAAGGCGCCAGAGAGGGAGUUUGGCGAGCUGAAGGCGCGCACGCUGGCGUACCUGCACAGCACACGGCUGUCGUCUGCUUGCUCUGCGGGGCAGAGCGCACUCACCCUGGCCGUGCUGCAAAUGGCCAGCAUCAUGCUGCAAUUCGGGCUGUUUGGGAACUUCUCCCAGGUGGCUGAGAGGGAGUUUGAGGAGCUGAAGACGACGCACACGCUGGCGUUCUUUGAGACGUCUUGA
Closterium sp. Yama58-4 is the source of this 3657-nucleotide messenger RNA. NCBI's taxonomy places the organism in Eukaryota, Viridiplantae, Streptophyta, Zygnematophyceae, Desmidiales, Closteriaceae. The record is from the annotation of a GenBank genome assembly.